AUGGCAUCCCAUGACUGCGUGGAGCGGACCAGCAGGAGGCUGACGGUGGAAGACUUCUCGGCGUCGGCGGUGGAGCGAGUCCUGGAGUUCAUGUACACAGGCGAGUGCGACGCGGAGGACGAGCUACUGGUCGAGGUCGCAGCCUUUGCCGACAAGUACGGCAUCGCCCCGCUCCUCAAGGAGUGCAUCCAGCGCUGCGAGGCGUCGCUGACGGAGGAGAGCGUCUUCGGCAUCCUGGCGACAGCAGACCGGUUGAAGCUGUCGGCUGUGAAGGAUUCGUGCGUGCGAUUCAUCACCAGCCAUGCGGAGCAGAUGCUGCCCAUCCUGUACAUGCUGGACCGGAAGCUCCUCACUGAGGUCCUCUCCCUCCCGGAGCUUCCCAUCACGGACUACGAGCUGGCGCUGCUCUUCCUCCGCUGGGCCGAGUUGAAGGACUGCCGCCACGAUGUGGCGGAGCUGUUCAAGGAGCACGUCUACGUCGACGUGCUCACCCACAAGGAGCUGUACAGCCUUAACGAGCUCAUUGCGAAAGGCGGGGAGCAGGUCCAGAGCAUCCAGCCCCAGUUCUCGACGCACCGCCGAGAGAACGGGCGGGAAACGGCGGACGCGCUGUUGGAGUUGAAGAACCUCUUUGGGGAGAAAACCUUUGGGUUCUUCAUCAACGUCAUCGUCCCACCUCACUUCCAUGAGCACUACGCGUGA
Symbiodinium natans is the source of this 702-nucleotide messenger RNA. The record is from the annotation of a GenBank genome assembly. NCBI's taxonomy places the organism in Eukaryota, Dinophyceae, Suessiales, Symbiodiniaceae.